Messenger RNA from Labrus bergylta (ballan wrasse), 1241 nucleotides. Lineage: Eukaryota; Metazoa; Chordata; Actinopteri; Labriformes; Labridae. The record is from RefSeq and is a predicted model, not a curated record.
AUUGAUUUGGAAGCUUGUAGAAUCAUUUCACAUGUAAAACUGGUAAUAACAAAAAUGCAGCAUGCUUUAUCAAAUGAAGAGCAGAAUAAUACGAGGGAAAUGUUGAUAAAUAUUUUGUUAUUUAUUCAUGAAUUUUUGCCACGUGUCUUUAAAAAGACGAUAUAAUAAAACAGAUACAAUCUUAGAGAAAACAAUUGCAGCAAUGAUUUGUUUCCCUCUGUGUUGAAUUCCUAGGUUCUUCAAUCAGAUUAACUGGGUCUGGGUCUACUCAUUGCUCUGGAAGAGUUGAAAUCUUGCACAGUGGUUAUUGGGGAACAGUGUGUGAUGAUAAGUGGGAUUUAAGUGAAGCUGAUGUGGUGUGCAGACAGCUGAACUGUGGGACAGCACUGAGUGCUCCCCAUGAGGCCUUUUUUGGUGAAGGAACUGGUCAAAUUUUGCUUGAUGAGGUGGACUGUUCAGGAAGGGAAGCUUCUUAGUGUCUGGCCAAAGAAAUGGGAAGACACAACUGUAAUCACAAUGAGGACGCUGGUGUGAUCUGUUCUGAAAGCCUCACAAAGCCAACCAUCUCCAUGAAUCCUGUUGGGGAGCUAAACUUGGAUCAGAGUGUCAACAUCACUUGUUCAAUCUCGACUCGGAUUUAUGAUGGAACGUUUUACUUGAGGAAGAUCCCAGGUCAUUCCAAAAUGACCGAACGGCCAAAUACAAAUUCUGUCACCUUCAAUAUCCAUAGAAUGAGCUUCGAUGAUGAGGGAUUGUACGCGUGUCAGUUCAAGAAAAGUGUCUCCGGUCAAGUCUUUAGGUCCCCCCGAAGUGACACUGUGAGUCUCUCUAUCGCUGUGAGACUGCAACAGCCGAGUAUCUCUCUCACAUCUCCUAACAGAGGGCUGGUCUGGAGUCCUGAAGGUGCAAAGGUCACCAGGGGUUACAGAUUUAUCUUCAUCUGCUCCAUUAACAGCAGCUACUCUGAGAGCCAAUUCUUUCUCAUCUCCUCUGACUCAACCAUCGUUGCCACCAAGCCUGCAAUCAACCACUCGGCCUCCUUUGACUUCCCUGUAGCUGAGUAUAAACACCAGGGCAACUACAGCUGUGUGUAUGAGGUCCAACUGCCUACACGGAGAUUUAAUUCUACUGAAACAGGAGCAAUCAGGGUUGUUAUUAAAUGUGAGUAGAAUUAAGCUUAGCAUUUUUUAAUUUUUUAAUUACCAAUUAAAGUGUACACUGUGCAAUAUUGGUGAUGAUGU